AUGAAAACCCAUCAAGAGAAAAGAGAGGCUUUGAGAAGAAUGUUUGAAGAAGAAGGGUUUGUGGUAGGAGAUGGGUUGAAGUAUGGAGUUGAUCUUCUAGUAUACACAGACAAACCAUCUCGAGUGCAUUCGAGGUAUGGAGUUCUGAUAGACCGGAGACACAGCUUCUUGGACAUUGUUGGGGCACAAAGAACAUGCACCUCUGUUAACAAGACGUUGGUGGUGGCGUUUUUUGAGGGAUGUAAUGUUCGGAUGGUGAGUGUUGAGAGGAUGGAGCUACGAGAGCAGAAAAAAGAAGGUUGUGGUGAGCCACAGGGCUUAAAAUGA
Messenger RNA from Encephalitozoon romaleae SJ-2008, 327 nucleotides. RefSeq names its product tRNA-intron endonuclease. The transcript has a single exon. Gene Ontology annotation, biological process: tRNA-type intron splice site recognition and cleavage; tRNA splicing, via endonucleolytic cleavage and ligation. Gene Ontology annotation, molecular function: tRNA-intron lyase activity; nucleic acid binding. Bases 1 to 327 code for a protein of 108 amino acids. NCBI's taxonomy places the organism in Eukaryota, Fungi, Microsporidia, Unikaryonidae. The record is from RefSeq and is a predicted model, not a curated record.